UAUUAGCACGACUUCACUAAACAUGCAGACUAAUGUGGGCGGGAUGGGUGGCCCUGGCAUGGUAGGGCACGGGAUGGCAGGUCAGGGUUUGACUGGACAAGGGAUGGCUAGCCCCAUGAUGGGGCAAGGCAUGCCCGGAUCUCCCCUGGCUGGACAGAACAGCGGCCCAGCAGCGUACGGGACCGUUACAUGUUUCAUAUGCGGAAAGACGGGGCAUUACUCUCACAAUUGCUCGCAAGCGGCGAGUAAGCAGCGGCCGGAAGAAGAUCAGGAGAUGAAGGAGCUUUUGCGUAGGAUAGUGAAGAGGGAGAAGGAAGAGGAGGAGAAAAAGCAGCGAGAGAUCGAGGAGGCAAGGAGGAAAGAGGAGGAAGAAAGGAGAGAAGGAGAGAAGUUACGAGACGAAGAAGCAAGGAAGGCGCGACUAGAAGCGACGAUAGUGAAGAUUUUAACACAACGGAAGUUGGCGAUACAGAUACCAACGGUUAAGCAGCCAUCGGCAGAUUCAAGAAAGCGGUCUCCACGGACCAAGGCGCGCAUGAUCCAAGAGAUCAGGAACUACAUCACAGCGUCCGACGACGAAAGUGACGAAGUACGAGACGAGACCGAGAAGCUGGUUGAGACAUUGGAGAAGCGGAAGAGGAAGAAUAAGAACAAAUCACCAAUCGUAAGUAAGACUACGAGUCAGACGGUGAGGAAGAAGACAUUGCAGCGGAGGGGGAAAGCACAAGUGACGGAUGAGGACGGUAACGACGAAGGUUUCUUGACUCCUAAGAAGGUGGGCCCUGCGGGAGGCUCAAGUGAGGAAUUGAUUGAGUAUGCACUCUCUCAGACACGCGCGCUGAGUGCCAUGAAAGCGACAGAGCUUCGCAGGAUCUGGGAUCAGGAGGGAGUUAAGUAUAUAGUGUUGCCAUUAGUGACGAGUGUGGACGACGGGCUAGUAGUUGAAAGAUCUAUGAUUCACAGGUUCUCGCCUGUUCUUAACACGAUUGGGUGUGUGAGGACACGACCGAAGAAUCGACGGAAGGGGAGACUGAGAGGGAGGAAAGAUGAUAGGGACGGUGGAAUAGUCUUUUUCCGGUAUGAGGCGAAAUCGUAUGCAUCGCUGACAGAUCUCUUAGAUAGUAUCAAUGGGAAGCAAGAAGUGAGAUUGACCUCAGAAGCGGGAAGGGUUUGGGUCGGCUCAUGGAAGAAGUUGCGGGAGAAAUACGAACAGACCUAUAUCCUCAUUGGGCAGACUCGGAAGAAGUUGUCGGAGGCUAAGAGGGAUAUUGAAGCAGGCUGUGUGUUUAGGAUAGUCAAUCUGGUYUCAACCCCGACCAGCACGCAGCGGAACAAGCGCUUUCUUCGAGAUACUCUGAUGCAACCCUGGCGGGUCCGCACCAUGUACAAGCUAUCGAGUAGGAAGCUCGUAGCCUUAUACARGACGGCGGGCUUGUUCUCGAGCAGCACUACACGAAACGGUUUGAAGAACCGGAUCUCGCGUGUAUUGAAGCAGAAGUUUGGAGUCGAGGUGAGAAGGAGAUUGUACGUGAAGAUUCCGUACUCGGUCCAGGUGAAUCAGAGUGUUGUUAGGGACCUCAUGACGAAGGUGAUUACUAUAUUCGUACCUGAUGAAGCCAUUCGCACUCUCGUGAUAGAGAGGAUGAGGAUGGUUAAGACGAAGGGCAGGACGGUUGCCAACAUCAUCCACAACUACAAAAAGAAGCUGCAGAAUGGCGAGGAGGGAUGUACGUGUUCGAGGUUGUCGCCACAAAGGUUUCAGGGACACGUGCGGACGAGACUGGACGAGGUGCGAGGUGUACAUCGGUUGGUUCUCAAUUCAAGGAAUGUUACUUGCGGUAGGGCCGUAAACACAUUGGAACUCCUAGAGGCCAUCAUCAAAGUGAUACCGAAGACAUGGAGGAACAAUUUGCCACAACUGUCUGACGCAGAUGUCCGGAGAUGUGUCUAUGAGCAGAUGGCAUUGCCAUCUGCGCUGACCGAGCAGGAGGUCGCCCUCAACGUGCGCGCCAUACGCUCUCUAGUCCUGGUGCCGUUGGAUAGGAAUCCUGGCGCGACUCUGGUAAUAUGUCCAGUGCUGUACUUCCAUGGCUUCCGCAUGACGUUCAGUUGGAAUCCCGGCUUCGUAAGUAAGGCACAGAAUGAAGAGUGGGUAUUAGCAGGGUCGAAGGCUGCGUACAAAGAAGCCAGACUCCCGCAAGUAGCCACGUGGCGGACGUGUGGAAGACUGGGAAGGGCCUAUGUAAAUCCGAAGGAUAAGGAUUACGGAAGAUGGCGUCCGAUCUCACCGUCGUGGUCGGAACCAUCCAGGACAGUGAGCUCUAGAUUGGGUAGAGCCCUGAGGUAUAUGCUUGGGUGCCUGCCGGAGAAUCAACACUUUAGCCUACAUGCUACGGACCGCUUGAAGGCAGUCAUGACUAAGAAGGUUGCAGCUGUGGCGGAGUUUGGGGAUACGGUCGUAGGAAGGAGCUAUGACAUAAAAGAUAUGUUUGCUAAGCUCCCCCAUGACGAUAUCAUCACGUCGGUAACCUGGUUGAUUCAAAUGCAUGAGAGGAGGGGACUGGCGGGGGUGAAGCUCAACAGGAGGGGAAAGAACUGCAGUAUGACCACGACCACCUGUAGGGAAGAUGGUUAUCUUUUUCUGUCGUUUCAAAUGAUCUUCAGCAUGUUGAGAUUCAAGCUUGAUCAUACCUUCACAAUUUGUGAAGGGAAGGGGACGCGGCGGCAGGAGCGGCGGGGACGUCAGGGUGCAGCGGCAUCGAGGGGACGCUACAUCCACGGUGCGGCACGGUCAGAUCCUGGUGGGGGGGCGAUGCCGGGGGGUGCAGGGAGCAGCGGUGGGGGGGGGUCUGGGGGUGCCCAAUUGAACCCGCUGUCCGAGAAGGAGAUGGCGAAGUUGAGGCGAGGGAACAUUGUUUGGAACUUCGUCACCGCAGGCGAGUACGUCGGGGACCAGUCCAAGAUGCACUGUGACCGAAAGUUGCGUUGCAACUUAUGCGGCCACCUGUUUCAGGGGGGGUCGUCGAAGGCCGCGCGUCAUUUCACGCAGUCGAAGUUCUGCAAGGCUGGGGGGAUGAGAGUUCUCGCGGAACUCUGGAACGGCACAGACUACAGAUUUGUGCCGUCCACUGCUCAGCGGGUGCAGAGGUGGAUGGCAGACAAGGGCAUACGUGACACGAGAGCGCCCGCGGGUGGCAAGAGACAGCGGAUGGACGACGCAGAGAGGGACGACAUUCAGGACGCCCUCGAUGAGGAAGAGGGUUGCGAGGGUGGGGCCAGGGAGGGGGCGGUUGCAGACGAGGCAGACGAGGCAGUUGGAGAGCCUAACCUGCCAGGGAAGGAGGUGGUGAUGACGUCGAGAGGCGUCGGUCGAGCGGGUCCUGCUACUAGGGCGCCGCGAGCUGAGGUGGAGCGCGCGAGGAGGGAGAAGAGGACAGUGGGGCAGGUUGGCGUCGAGGUGCCAGACACAGGCAGGGAGAAGAGGGCUCAGCAGACCACGAUUGAGGAGAUGUACGCCAGGGAGAAGUUGGCCGAGUUCACAGACGCGUGGCUUCAGUGGAUCUACGUGAAGAAGUUGCCAUUCAAUGCCUUCCGUGGUCCGAAGUUCCAGAGGGUGCGGCAGGCAACAGAGAGAGUGCCUCACUCUAUCCAGUUUCGGUUUCCCUCCUACAGGGUUACAGCGGGCGCCGGUAUCCCUUCGCAGAGGGCGAAGGUGGCGACGAUGGUAAGCGAGGUGCGCGCCACUUUCCGGCACAGCGGUGCCACUAUCCUUUCUGACAGGAGGAAGUCGCGGAGCGGCAAGCCGCUCGUGAACUUCCUCACCGGGGGCGCCAAUGACGCCCUGCUGUACGCCACCAUCGCACGUGACGGGUCGGUCCGAGACACAGCGGACGUCGUGUACCGUAGGUGGCGGGCCAUCAUCUUGUCCUUUCCUCCAAAGGACGUGAUCGGCUUCUGCACAGACUCCGCCAGUAACUAUACGGCGGCAGCGCGCAGGUUCGCCACAGACCCCGAGCCUGACAUCAGGAGGAUCUUUUGGCUCCCUUGCUCCACCCAUGUCUGCAACUUGAUGUUGUCAGAUAUCGCGACACGAGUGGUGUGGGUCAAGGAGACCAUCAUCCACGCUCGAGCGCUUGUGCGAUUUAUUAUAUCGCACGGCGCUGCUCACACCCUGUUUAGGAAGGUGAGCCCUCGCGUUCAGCUCGUCGAGCCCGUUGAGACACAGUUUGCAUCGGUUUUCCUGAUGUUGACGUGUCUCAAAGGCCGACGAGACGCGUUGGAGAGCAUGUUGCACGGGGAUGCUUGGGCACGCAUCCCUUGGGAUCGCGACCACGUAUCUCAUGCGCAGUGGGUGCAGAAGCAGAUCCGGGACGGGGAGUUUUGGCAGCGUGUCCAUUACGCCAUCCUAGUCAUGUCGCCCGUCCACCAGCUGUUGCGCAGGAUGGAUAGAGGUGGGAUGAUGAUGUCCGUCGUUUACGAGUGGAGUCGGCAUCUGCUGCAGUUGAUGAGCAGGGUCGACGUGCCGACGGACAUGAUCGAACCGUGCGUGCGUGAGGUUGCCAUCCGCAACCUUCACAUGCUAGAGCCCGCACAUGCAGCGGCCCACUUCCUCAACCCUCAUCGACGGUCCCUCACGUAUUACCAUUCACUGGAGACGACCACCGACGACCGCCGUGUGGUCGAGGAGUGCGACAGAUUUCUCCUGGUGCAGACCGACGGCGAUCCGGUCGGCUUAUUGUAUAGGAGCGUGAGGGACCAGAUGAGGGCGUUCCACUCGAUGCGAGGGGAUUGGGAAGAUCCGGAGAGGAACUGGGCGGAGCACGAGCGCSUCMGCACGGCGAGGCGCUGCAAGCUUGGGUUCGCCAAGCUUGCACARCUKGUUSAGAUUGCCACCAAUCUCAAACUGGCCUCGUGCGCACGGCAGGGUGGUGRCUACAUGUUGCCAUGGGUWAUGGGGACCGGUCGGGGGGGGACGGCGGCAAAKGAGGARGAURAGGAGGGARAUGUGGAGCCCGAGGUGUGGGGAGCGCGACCUGAUGGCAGUGUUCUCGAGCAGGAGAUCCAGCGGCAGAUUGUCGCUUUCCRUGASAGCCGACCGUCCAGAGCCCGUUCGGUUCGGGACGUGUUCGGCAGYAGAGCGAYGGAGCUGCGACCGUGGCCGGAGGKUGGGGAUGAUGUGGAYGCUGCUGCGGCARACGACGACAUCGACGACGACUGGACUGAMGRUGAUGACACKCCACUGAGUCGCGACCCGACGGCUGAAGCCGGCGGUGGUCGUGGAGGACGUUCGCAUGCGGAGGUUYGCGUGGACGACUCGGGGGAGCAGCAACCAYGGGGAGGUCUUCGGCAGACAGGCAGGCGUUGGGAGGUUAGGAGCGACAGUGAGGCCGAGGUGGAGGCYGAGGAUGAGGAGGUGCCCCUUCGUGAUCRUCGCUUCUCUCCCUCCYAUCAUCCGAUCUCURCACAGCCCGAGGCACUUAGGCRUUCGGAGAGGUUGGCRUCGGCARCAGGCAGAGACCGGACACAUGACGGCGAGGAUYGUGGGGGGGAGAGGACUCCUUCCGACKCCGGUAUCCGCCCCCGCUCACCGUCGRUGCUCCGCACACAGGACUUCGAGGACAUAGGGCUUGGUGGGAGCUUGGGAGAUUUCAGUGUCGAAGGAYGUCGACGUGCCUCACCGCAGGAUGUGCGCACAGACGCRGACAUUGAGCGGGGCCCUGUUGAGACUGAGRAGGAGAGGGAUGCCCAUUURGACCGAGAGGAGGAGGAGCGGYUGAGGAGUUUGCCACAGUGGGAGGGUCGGUUCGCGUAUCUUGACGAGCAGCSUCGGCAGAGSGACUUGGAGARAGGAGGGGAGGGGAGCCGUGAUGUCGACGACUCGGGUGUCCCUGAGGAGGCGGUUCAGGGGGGGYUCGAUUAUGAGGGGCAGGAUGCCGCYGCGGGUGUCCCUGAGGGGCAGGAURUUGUCAUGGGCGGUGGGUCCCCUAGUGGGGGYCAUGGCGACWGCRASACYGCGGGUGAUGAGGAACAGGGUGYCGCAGUGCCCGGCAGAGGAGAGGGUGGACCCRGUGGASAUGGGGAUACCRCRGGUGUCGGUGGAGACGAUGGACCRRACGGCGACGAUGACGACGACCACGGUCCCAAGGAUGAUCCGUAUAGGCUCGCCUUGGUGUUGAGGGACCCCACAGUGCCUCCCUUGCGCCCUGACGACACAGCGCAUACUUUCUUCGACGCCAACGCUUUGGCGCAUGCGUUGACGGAUGACCCUUUCACACACGUGAGCCGCAAAAGCGGCAAGCAGCGGGCCCCUGGGAGGGUAUAUUCACCGCCGCCGUUUACAGUGCAGAGCCCUCACUGGUCGGGUUCGUCGCUUAUCGGCGUUAGAGGGAGGGAGUCCGAUGCGGGUGAGGUGGGGUUCGGCAGACGCAGCGACGGCGGCAGAGAUAGUGCAGGAUCGAUGCCUCCACCGCCCGCACGGACUCCGGAGGCCAGGGUCGACACCGGGGACCGGACGGUGGCACCCGGAGUUGCGCACAGUGGCGGUUCCCCACCGCCAGUCCGAGGAGGUGUGGGUGGAGGAUGGUCAGUUGUUCGUCGAAUCGGGGACCGGUUGCGGGCGGAAUACGACGCCGGGAGGGGCGUCUUCACGGGACGUACGCCUGUUCAGACGCAGGCUGCGGAGGGUGGGUCUUGACGUCCCAGCCUGCAGAUGGCAGGCCGCAUGCUUGGUUUGUAACGAGCAGAGACGAGGAGAUCAUUGGUCCUCGAGGCCGCAGGGACAUCCGCGGACAGGCUGCGGGGAGAGCAGUUCACAUCGGGCGAGGAGGGGUUGUUGAUGCGUCCCAGGACGAGACGACAGCAUGGCCUCUCGGAGGUUGAGGCUCGACUCAUUGCAGGGAUCGCCGCUGGGCAGGCAGCAUUGGACGCG
Chara braunii is the source of this 6928-nucleotide messenger RNA. NCBI's taxonomy places the organism in Eukaryota, Viridiplantae, Streptophyta, Charophyceae, Charales, Characeae. The record is from the annotation of a GenBank genome assembly.